Molecule: messenger RNA, 2216 nt
Organism: Prorocentrum cordatum
Lineage: Eukaryota; Dinophyceae; Prorocentrales; Prorocentraceae
Source: the annotation of a GenBank genome assembly
CAGCGACGCGGGGACGGAGUGGGACACGGUCGAGGUCCGCGGCGAGCACAAGCACGACCUCUUUCUUGAGGACGGGCUGCUGUUCUCGCACCCCGCAGGGGCCAAGGUGGUGGGCGAGGGCGAGGACAAGGCCACUGCAGGGGCGCCGCCGCCGCGGGAAAAAGAUGACACCAAGGGCGCGGAGGACGCCAUGGAGUGCCUGCGGCACCACUCCAAGAGCGGCUCCCUGAGAACCGAGACUACCCUGAAGGGCAGUGCCCGGGCUGGCGACAGCAGCCUGGAGGUCUGGUGCACCACGGGCUUCCAGCAGGGCGACUCCGUGCGAAUCGAGGGCGAGCCGGGCGAGUUCUCGGAGGUGCAGAGGGUCAGCAGCGUCGACCACGACGGCAAGAGGCUCCACUUCGAGUCGGCGCUGGCGAAGGCGUACCCCAAGGAGGCAGCGGUGGCCAGGGCAGAGGAGCACAUUCUGGGCGAGUACGGCUUCCUGAGCGAGUUCGACGGCAUCACGGAGGAGGAAGCGCGGCAGCGGGUGCGGCGAUUGGCGUCACUCUUCGGGGUGAGGGAGUUCGAGUUCUACAACGCGUUCAAGGGCUACUCUGCCCCCCCAGCCGACCAUGAGGAGAAGUGGCACUGCGCCUGCUUUGGCAUGCCAGUGCGCCGGAGCGUAUUACAGGCGUACACUGACGAGAUUGAGAAGCUGGGCGGGCGGUCCUGGCUGACGGUCGUGGGCAUGGCCACGGACCCAGGCGACGCGGAGACGCAGCGGUUCACAUACGUCAUCGGGCACCAGGUGGUCGAGGGGAAGAGCCUUCUCGACGCGGUGGAGCCCACCGCCGAGCUGGCGCGCAGCAUCGCCCCGCGCUGGGCGGGCUUCGCCAAGGGCCUGGGCUUCUCGGGUAUUCACUGGGCCACCGUCAACGGCUACGCCUCGGGUGGGGGCGCGCAGAAGGAGAGCGACGUGAAGGAGUUCCUGCAGGAGUCUGGCGCCGUUCUCAAGGAGCACGGGCUGCAGCAGACGUGGAACUUUCUCAACGGCUUCGGCUGGGAGAAGCCCCUGGUGAGCGACGGAGUCGUCGCCUUCACCAUCUGGGAGACCUUCGACCACAUGACGGACCCCUUCCAGGCGCUGAACGCUGGCGUGGUGAAGAGCUUCCCCGUGCAGGAGGACGAAGACUUCGAGAGCGCGCUCGACUAUCUGUCGAAAACUUGGGCCAGGGCCAGGUGCAAUGGGAUGCACCUCCUGGCAGUGGGCGACGGCUCACGGAUCCUGCGAAACGAUUACUACCCAUCAGCCUUGGACAUGACUGGCACAGACACCCAAGCGUUGACCGAGAGGGUCUUCAGGGAGGAGGCGUGCUCCGAGGAGUCAUCCAGAAGAGAGGGAUCACUCGGCGCGGAGUCGUCCGGGGGAGAGUCCUCCGACCCGAGCGCCCGGCGAGAGGCCGUGCAGCUGGGAGUCAUGCAGGCAACAGUCAGGGACAUGGAUGGCGCCCAGGUGGGCCGCGACCAGUACCCCAUGCUCGAGGGCAUCCUCAUCGAGCUCUUCGGCUACAGCAAGUGCCACGUGGACGCCUGGCAGCACUGCGGCGGGCAGGGCGAGGAUCUUUGGACGGUCCGCCGCGCCCGACGACUCACCGGCGAGGGCAGCUCGACUUACGACGCCCCGUUCGAGGGCCGGUGCCACGGCAGUUGCGCGGACCACAGCUCCGUCACGUCGUCGCAGGUCCGCGAUGCCCUCCAGCAGGCGCUCCAGCGCCACGGCAUCGAGGGAGAGGUGGAGUCCGCCCGCAUCAUCUGGGGCGAGGAAGCGGGCGAGCAGGACCACGAGGAGUUCCGGAUCGCGGGCAUCGGCGAGCACAACCUGAAGUACAUCAUCGCCUGCCUGCUGAUCGUCAUCGUGCUCUGCGCGGUCAUCGUCUGCCUGGAGUGCUGCUGGCACAAGCAUGCGAUGGCCAAGGAGGCGGCACACCACGAGGCCUUCUCCAGCACCUCCCGGCAAGACGUCGUCGAGACCGACCGGCUGGAGGCCGACGACGCGUCGGAGGGCGGCGGCCACGAGCACCAGACCACCGUGCACGUCACCGUCGACGAGUAGGACCUGCGCGGGGGACGCCUCGCCAGGGCGCGCCGCACGCGAUGCGCACGGGGCGGCGGACCACAGGUCGGUCCGCUCUCGUCGCUGCUUCUCUCCCUCGCUCUCUCUCUCUCUCUCUCUC